Messenger RNA from Vicia faba (fava bean), 291 nucleotides. The record is from the annotation of a GenBank genome assembly. Lineage: Eukaryota; Viridiplantae; Streptophyta; Magnoliopsida; Fabales; Fabaceae.
AUGUUUGAGAAUCAAUGUUCCCUCCGCCUCCGUGGAGUUCAACUGAUCCCCGAUUCGUUCCACUCUCGCAUCGCUCCUCUCGAUUCAUUCGCCUCUUCUCUGAGCAACAUAAGCGUAGCACCGCCGUGGUUCACCUCGAUCCGUCGCCGUGAUACACACGAGAGAGAAGAAUACGAGAGAUGUUCAAGGUUUUCUGGUGAUUCUCCAAGAUUCAAGAAUGAUGACAAUAAAGAUUUGAAGAAGAGAUACACAGAGUUGGCCCUGAUAGAGUUUGAAGAAGAGGAAGACUAG